Molecule: messenger RNA, 677 nt
Organism: Struthio camelus australis
Lineage: Eukaryota; Metazoa; Chordata; Aves; Struthioniformes; Struthionidae
Source: RefSeq, a predicted model, not a curated record
AUGCAUAAGCGAGCAAAGGAGCACGCAGGACGGCCACGUCCGACAGCCUCGCAUCGCCCUGCUGGUGCCUCUUCCAGGCCUGAUGGCUUCAGCACCUUCCUGACGGCUCCUGUGAAGGCGUCUGGCGGGCCGCCGUGCGCGGGGCCCCGCUCCCUGCUCAGCAGUGUCACAUUUCUACUGCCAAGUAUACUUCCUCAGCCAGUGAGGGCUCUCACAUAUUGUAGCUUAAAGAAAGGAAAGAGGAAAACUGUGAAAGCUGUGGUUGAUAGGUUUCUCCGACUGCACAAUGGUCUUUGGGUGAGGAGAAAGGCUGGCUACAAGAAAAAACUGUGGAAAAAGUCAGCUGCCCAGAAAAAGCGCUUGAGAGAACUGGUGUUGUGCAACAGAACACAAUGUAAACUCUUAGAUAAAAUGACCACUUCUUUCUGGAGGAGAAGAAAUUGGUACGUUGAUGAUCCCUACCAGAAGUAUCAUGAUCGCACAAAUCUUCGUCUGUAGUAAUCUUUUGUUCCGUUUUUGCCUCUCUCUAGAAAACAGGUGAUGUUAGAUGGGGUAUGUCUCCAUUAUCUAUUUCCAAAGAUAAAUCUGUAAUGCCUGUUAAUUUUACGAAUAAAUAUGCCUAUUUCAUCUGGUCAAAAUUAUGAGUAUCAAUGGCCAAAAUAAAGGAAUGUUCAAGA